Messenger RNA from Parnassius apollo (apollo), 1572 nucleotides. The record is from the annotation of a GenBank genome assembly. Lineage: Eukaryota; Metazoa; Arthropoda; Insecta; Lepidoptera; Papilionidae.
AUGGAGCCUCGCGAGGAGGCCGUCUCCAGCACCGCAGAGCAGCCGCCCUGGGGAGACAAAAUGGGUGGUGGCAGAAGGGGCGCGUUGCAGUUGUGGCAAUUUCUAGUGUCGCUGCUGGCAGAGGGAGCGCGCUGCGUCGCGUGGACCGGAAGAGGGUUGGAGUUCAAACUCCACGAGCCCGAGGAGGUGGCGCGGCGGUGGGGCGCCCAGAAGAACCGGCCCGCCAUGAACUACGACAAGCUGUCACGCUCGCUCAGGUAUUACUACGAGAAGGGCAUCAUGCAGAAAGUCGCUGGUGAACGCUACGUGUACAAGUUCGUGUGCGACCCGGAAGCGCUGUUCAGCAUGGCGCGGCCGCCGGCCCCGGCGCCGCCGUACGACGUGCUCUCGCAGCUGUACGGGGGCGUGGUGUACCCGCAGUACCUGCCCCCCGCUGCUGCAGCGCCGGAGUACAGGCGGUACUACGAAGGACACUACGACACCGCCAACCGGGCAUCUGUAGCACAGUACAGUGCUUCACACCCUGAAGUAAACCGGGCAGCUGUAGCACGCUACAGUGCUUCACAUCCGGAAGUCAAUCAGGCUACUGUAUCUCGCUACCGUGGUUUACAUCCGGAAGUUAAUCAGGCCGCAGUAUCUCGCUACCGUGCUUCUCAUCCGGAAGUUAAUCAGGCCGCAGUAUCUCGCUACCGUGUUUCACAUCUGGAAGUAAACAGACAAAACUUAGCGCGAAAGAGAUCUACUGACAAACUAAAGUUUAAGGGAAACAUAGAAACAAUCACUAGAGUUCUUACAACUAAACUUAAAGAUAGAUUAGAAUCAGAAAAAAUAGUUAAGUGGACUCUCCAUAAUAGGCAAAGAACUUUAGAAGAUUUGAACAAAACUGCAAAUAAAUUAAAAGAAAAAAUAGUAGCGGCAUUAGAGAAGUUGAAAAUAUGUCCUGAAAGUACGGAUAUUAAAGACAAAUUUGAAGCAUUUCUUGGUAAAUCCGAACAUCGCAGUAAUCAGGAGCCAUUUUAUUCUGAACAAGCUUAUAAGGUUUAUGAAGAUAAAGAAAAACCUAUUGAGAUUGAUGAUACUGGCAAAGCAAAAACCUUUACAAAUGUUAAGAAAAUGUCCAAAAGUCUGACAUGGUCUUGUUCGGAUUCAUUGUGCGUAUUAAAUGAUGGAAUCUUACUAAAAUUGAAAAACAUUUUCGAAGUAUUAAACCUCCAAACUACUCCGCAAAUUUACUCGAUGUCUGUAGAAACAGGAAAACUGCAAGAAAAUAUCAACUUUAUUAAUAACGUUAAAUCGCAUUUCCCACAUCUUCGGACUAUUAUCAGAGAGAUUUAUCAAAUACACAGCGACUAUAAUGCUGAAGAAGGCAUUUUAGAAGAUGGUACAGCAGCACUGUUGACCCAAAUCACAAGAGAAAAGGGAACUGAUUAUGAGCAUUACACCAUAUAUCCUUUGAAUGAACGGAGACAAAACGCACCAGCUUCAGAACUCUACCAAAUGCUCAAAGUAAACACAGCACCGAUUGAUGCCCGAGAUAAAGACCUCGAUUUCAUAAUCGGCAGCAGAAAGUAA